CGGACUGACUCGAGCGCUGAGGCCGCCGACUCUCAAGCUUUAACUUAUUCCAUCCUCCGUCGAACCCAUACUUAUUCUCUAUUCCCACCUAUCUAUUCGCCCUACGUGCGAUACGCCCCGCGGAAACGCUGACUCCCCGCGAUGAGCGUAAGCGUCGUACUCGGAGCGCAAUGGGGCGACGAGGGGAAGGGAAAGCUCGUUGACAUCCUCGCCGCCGACGCCGAUAUCUGCGCCCGUUGCGCAGGCGGGAACAACGCCGGUCAUACCAUCGUCGUGCCCAUCGGCCCGGAGAAGGUCUCCACUCACUUUGCUUUCCAUCUCCUACCAAGUGGGCUGGUCAAUCCAAAUUGUACGGGUGUAAUCGGCAACGGGGUCGUCGUGCAUCUGCCGUCGUUCUUCGAGGAGCUCGAUGCGCUACAGGCUCAAGGACUGGAUUGCACUGGACGGUUAUUUGUCUCCGAUCGCGCACACCUCGUCUUCGACUUUCACCAGAUCGUUGAUGGGUUGAAGGAGGUCGAGCUGGGAGGCAAGAGCAUCGGAACCACCAAGAGGGGCAUCGGUCCGGCCUAUUCCGGCAAGGCAUCGCGCUCCGGUCUGCGUGUGCACCACCUCUUUGACCACGAAAACUUCGCCAUCAAGUUCCGCAAGGUCGUUGAAGGUCGAUUCAAGCGCUAUGGGCACUUCGAGUACGACACGGAGGGCGAGAUCGUUCGCUAUAAGGCCCUCGCCGAGCGGUUACGACCGUACGUUAUCGACAGCGUGACCUACAUCCACCAGGGUCCUCGUCGAAGGGCCAACGCGCUCAUGCUCGACCUCGACUUUGGCACCUACCCGUACGUAACGUCUUCUGCGACCGCCGUCGGCGGCGUGUGCACUGGCCUCGGCAUCCCGCCCAAGAAGAUAGGCACCGUCAUCGGCGUCAUGAAAGCAUACACGACUCGCGUCGGAGGAGGGCCGUUCCCGACCGAACAGCUAAACGAUAUUGGCGUCCACCUGCAAGAAGUCGGCCGCGAGUUUGGCGUGACGACCGGCCGUCGGCGGCGUUGCGGAUGGCUCGACCUAGUCGUCAUGAAGCAUUCCUGCUUGAUCAACGGGUACGAUAGCCUGAACCUGACCAAGCUCGAUAUCCUGGACGACCUUGAGGAGAUCAAGGUGGCCGUCAAGUACAUCGUAGAUGGGAAGGAAAUCGAGGGCUUCCCAGCCGACCUGGAGCUACUCGCGAAGGUCGAAGUCGUGUAUGUGGUCCUGCCGGGCUGGAAGGCGCCGAUCACGUCCGCAACGUCGUACGACGCCCUACCCGAGAACUGCAAGAAGUACGUUGUGUUCAUAGAACAAUUCCUGGGGGUGCCCAUAGAGUGGAUCGGCGUCGGACCUGGGCGGCAGAGCAUGCUGAAGAAAGAAGCCAACAAGUUAGCGUAGAGUACAAAGUAAUUCCCAAGGAAAGGUCUCGCUAUACCGUUGUCUCAUCGUGAACUCGUAUCGACGCAACUCGUGUGGGCAGCGGCACAGGAACUGUCGUCCUUUGCCGCAUCCGACAAGAAUCGUCGCCAUGCGGGUGAGAGAAGACCGGCGCGUUCCACGACUUUACAUGAGUACAGUUACUUCUGCUCACGAUGGUGUACGAACGGGCCGAUGCUCCUUUCGCCCCCACCACUCACGGCUAGGGCGUGGCGGAGCUGGCUCGAC
Fomitopsis serialis is the source of this 1686-nucleotide messenger RNA. Its product is annotated as Adenylosuccinate synthetase. Gene Ontology annotation, cellular component: cytoplasm. The coding region runs from base 142 to 1419 and encodes 425 amino acids. The record is from RefSeq and is a predicted model, not a curated record. The transcript is spliced from 10 exons. Gene Ontology annotation, molecular function: adenylosuccinate synthase activity; GTP binding. Lineage: Eukaryota; Fungi; Basidiomycota; Agaricomycetes; Polyporales; Fomitopsidaceae. Gene Ontology annotation, biological process: 'de novo' AMP biosynthetic process; IMP metabolic process.